AUGAGGGAUGUUCACAAACCUGAUUUCUUGAUUAUUUUGGAGUCGCAGAUCAGUGGAGACAAGGCUAAUACAGUGUGCAGCAAGCUGGGAUAUGAUGAGAUCAUCAGAGUAGAUGCGGAUGGAAGAUCGGGUGGUAUCUGGCUAGCGUGGAAGUCUGCGGAUUUUAGGGUGACGCCUCUGAAUGCCAGCAAACAACAUAUUACUGUUAAAGUGGAGAAAGUUGGUCAGGAGGAAUGGAUUCUUUCCAGCAUAUAUGGCAGCCCCAAAUAUAAAUAUCAUAACCUUCUCUGGGAGCAACUCAUUGGCUUCAGCAAAGUUUGGAAUGGCCCGUGGAUUAUCAUAGGGGACUUCAACGCGAUCUCCUCCCCAACGGAGAAAAACAGUGCUUGCUCAGCCAGGGACUUCAGACGAUGUAAGAAGUUCCUAGGGUGGAUGAACGAAGCUUGCUUGACGGACUUGGGCUUCUCGGGACCGCGUUACACGUGGUUCAGGGGAGAUACAAACUCAACUCAUAAAGCUAGUCGAUUGGACCGAGCCCUUUGUAAUGACUCGUGGAUCUCAGCCGUCCCCAACACUGUGGUUCAACACCUCCCGAAGAUUCAUUCAGACCAUCUGCCGAUCCUUGCAACUUAUUCUUUCCAGCAGGUGGCUAACGGGGAUGCUAAACCGUUUCGAUUUGAGGCAGCGUGGCUACUGCAUCCUCAAUUCAAUAAAUUCAUGGAGGAUAGUUGGCUCAAGGACUCUAAUUUCUGCAAUUCUUUGAACGAGAUGACGGGGAGGCUAAAGGAUUGGCACAGGGACGUGUUUGGCUCCACUUUUCGUCAAAAAAGAAGACUGCUUGCGAGGCUCCAGGGAGUGAAUACUAGACUGGCGGACUCGUUUAGGCCGAGCCUCCUAAAGCUGCAGAUUAAACUCGAGAAAGAAUUGGAUGUCAUCAUUUCCCAAGAGGAAGUUCUUUGGUACUAG
Linum trigynum is the source of this 966-nucleotide messenger RNA. Lineage: Eukaryota; Viridiplantae; Streptophyta; Magnoliopsida; Malpighiales; Linaceae. The record is from the annotation of a GenBank genome assembly.